UACUCAGCCUAAUAUAAAUAGUAUGGGGGAUUGCUUCAACAUAGGUAUGAGUAAAACAAUGUGUACAAGUUUAAGCAAUGUUCAUUUACAUUUUGGUAGCUUAUUAUAUAAUCAUUACGAUUCCUAAAGGUUAUCUGAUAAAUUUCCAAAAUUUUUGCUAAUGAAGAGAUUGUUAAUUAUACAUGUGGGGGUCAGUUUAAGGAUCCUAAUACGAUGGAUUGUCAAAAUACAGUAAAUUAAAUGGGUUGCACUUCCAUUUCAAAUCCUUAGAAAGUAAGACAAUAUGAUAAUAAGGUAAGUUUCAUUUCAUCAAAUAUUUAUAAAUGGUUCUCGUCUCUAACUAUUUUUAAUUUUCUUCAAGUAAAGAAUAACCGGGAAUUUUAAAUUGGAUUAGAAGCAAAUUAUUUGUAAAUGGCAUCAAUAUGAAAAGAUUAAAAAAAAACACUCUACCCAUAUUAAUUUUAAACAUGUAGGAAUUUAUGUGAAAAAAUGA
Paramecium octaurelia is the source of this 493-nucleotide messenger RNA. NCBI's taxonomy places the organism in Eukaryota, Ciliophora, Oligohymenophorea, Peniculida, Parameciidae. The record is from the annotation of a GenBank genome assembly.